Molecule: messenger RNA, 1441 nt
Organism: Corylus avellana
Lineage: Eukaryota; Viridiplantae; Streptophyta; Magnoliopsida; Fagales; Betulaceae
Product: polygalacturonase At1g48100-like
Biological process (GO): carbohydrate metabolic process
Molecular function (GO): polygalacturonase activity
Source: RefSeq, a predicted model, not a curated record
AUGGAUAGGGUUAAUCAGAAAGGCCUUAGAAUAUGGAUAAUCGUUUUGAUUGCUUUUUCUGUGUGGUCUUCAAGCUGUGCUAGAGAAGGCAGGCUGUGGAGUCAAAGCAAGGCUCUCACAGCAGCCUCGGUGCCUGUAAAGAAACCAAUGGGUCAUGGUGGCCGUAGUAUGUUGAACUCAGCCACCUUUAAUGUAUUAGACUAUGGUGCUAAAGGUGAUGGUCAUGCCGAUGACACAAAGGCAUUCGAAGCAGCGUGGGCAGCAGCUUGCAAGGUGGAGGCAUCAACAUUAGUUGUUCCAUCUGGGUCUGUUUUUCUUGUCAAACCGGUUUCUUUUGCUGGACCUAGUUGUGAACCAAACAUUGUGUUUCAGUUGGAUGGCAAAAUCAUAGCUCCCACAAGCUCUCAAUCGUGGGGGUCAGGUCUCUUACAGUGGCUAGAAUUUACGAAGCUUCAAGGGAUUACAAUCAAAGGUAAAGGCAUCAUUGACGGACAAGGCUCAGUCUGGUGGGUUGACUCAGGGAAAAUGCCAAGCACCAAACCAACGGCGCUUAGGUUUUAUGGGAGUAAAGGAGUGACAGUGAGUGGCAUAACAAUUCAAAACAGCCCUCAGACCCAUCUCAAGUUCGAUAGCUGCACAAGCGUUCAGGUGUACAAUGUGCAUGUUUCAUCCCCCGGUGACAGCCGCAACACAGAUGGAAUCCACCUACAAAACUCCCAAGAUGUCGUCAUUUACAGUACCAAUCUUGCAUGUGGAGAUGACUGCGUUUCCAUACAAACUGGAUGCUCAAAUGUAUACAUACACAACGUCAAUUGUGGGCCUGGACAUGGAAUCAGCAUUGGAGGGCUUGGGAAGGAUAACACUAAAGCCUGCGUUUCAAAUGUCACCGUCCGAGAUGUCACGAUGACCGACACAUUGACUGGUGUCAGAAUAAAGACUUGGCAGGGAGGGUCAGGGUCAGUACAAGGAAUAAAGUUCUCCAACAUUCAAGUUUCUAAAGUGGAAACUCCUAUAAUGAUUGACCAAUUCUACUGUGGUGAGAGCAAAUGCCCGAACAAAACCUCAGCUGUGGCAGUCUCAGACAUAGACUACGUAAAUGUACGAGGAAGCUUCACGGUAAAACCUGUACAUUUUGCAUGCAGUGACAGCAUGCCAUGCACUGGCGUCUCUCUCGCUACCAUCCAGCUUGAAGCUGCAGCACAAGAAACCCAUUCGUCUGACCCUGAUCCUUUCUGCUGGAAGGCGUAUGGAGAGCUUAAAACUACAACUGUUCCUCCAAUUGGCUGUUUGCAGACUGCCAAGACAUCAACCACCGGACAUUCUAAGCUUGAGUCUUGCUGAGAGAUUAGCCUUAAUUAUUGGGAUAUAUCGAUGCCAUUCUUUAAUUAUGGAUGGUGUGGAUCUUAUUAGAUCUUGUCCUUUUUUUUAAUGGAAACUUUAA